GGAGUCCGGGGCGCACGGAGCGGCGCGUGCCGGUCGGCGGAGCCAGGCUGGCGCCCCGGUCUCCCGCCCCGCUCCUCCAUCCGCCACCGGUCCGCCGCCUUCCCCUGUCCACUUGCUUUCGCUUCCCGGCCCUGCGGCCGCACUCCCUCCCUCCCCUCCGUCCCGCCCCGUCCAGCUCGGCUCCUGCAGGCCCUCUCGCUGCCCGCGUUCCUAUGGACAGACGCACAGACACCUGCAGGAAAGACACUGCUGAUCCUGUAACAUGGAGGAUUGCCUUCAUACCUCAUCUGAGAAUCUAUCCAAAUUGGUCAGCUGGGCCCACAGCCAUGGGACCAUUUGCAGCCUCAUUCCAAACCUGAAACAUUUGCUUUCAGAAGGUUCCCAUGGGAACCUGACAGCAAUGUGGGGCUGCAGUGCCGGCCAUGCUUAUCACUGGCCACUGACAGCUACUUGCAGAGCUGGCUCCCAAGAAAGGGUCUGUUUCCAGGAUAACAGAAGUUUUAACUCUGAUAGUCCCAGUAUAAUUGGAGUGCCCUCUGAGACACAAACUAGCCCUGUUGAAAGGUACCCUGGGAGACCAGUGAAAACGAAGCUAGACUGUAAUCGGACCAGAGACUCUUGUGACUUCUCUUAUUGCAGUGAACCAUCUGAGCUGGAUGAAGCUGUUGAAGAAUAUGAAGAUGAAAAUACCCUGUUUGACAUGGUUUGUGAAUCUUCUGUUACAGAUGAGGAUAGUGACUUUGAGCCCCAAACCCAGAGGCCCCAAAGCAUUGCUCGAAAAAGGCCUGGAAUAGUCCCAUCUUCUCUCCAUUCAAGCUCCCAGUCUCAGAUGAUUGACGAAUGCAGCAAUGAUGUCAUCAUUAAGAAAAUCAAACAAGAGAUUCCCGAAGAUUAUUAUAUUGUGGCAAAUGCAGAGCUGACCGGAGGGGUAGAUGGACCAGCCCUGUCGUUGACACAGAUGGCAAAACCCAAGCCUCAGACUCAUGCAGGUCCCUCCUGUAUAGGCUCUGCUAAGCUGAUUCCCCAUGUAACAUCUGUCAUCAGCACAGAGCUGGACCCGCAUGGUGUGUCCCCCUGUGUGAUGUCCAGACCAGUCGUCCAGAAGACUGCCAGGGUAUCUCUGGCUUCACCUAACAGAGGACCCACUGGUGCCCAUGGCACCAGCCAGCAGGUGGCCAUGCAGUUGCCUGUGAGCACAUCCCAUCCUAACAAACAGAUCAGCAUUCCUUUGUCUGCCCUGCAGCUACCUGGACAGGAUGAGCAAGUUGCUUCUGAAGAGUUCCUGUCCCAUCUGCCCAGCCAGGUCUCCUCCUGUGAGGUAGCCCUUUCUCCCUCAGUUAACACAGAGCCAGAAGUGAGCUCCAGUCAGCAGCAGCCCCCAGUCGCUCCAACCAUAACCACUGAGGCCACAGCACAGUGCAUACCAGACCAGGAUGAAAGAGCAGCUGAGCUCAGCAGGGAGCAGAAUGAGAAAACCAUCCGGAGCACGCAGACCGCGCUCCGCAAUUUCCCCUAUUCUACUAAGCUCAACAAAUUUCCUGUGUUUAAUAUGAAUGAUGACUUGAAUGAUCUGUGUACCAGUGCAGUAAGCCCAAAUACUACUAAAGCCACUAGGUAUGCCCUGAAUGUGUGGCGAUAUUGGUGCAUGACCAAUGGGCUCAAAGAUCACACAGACAUCACCAAGAUCCCGGCAGUGAAGUUGAACGAGCUGCUUGAGAACUUUUAUGUCACCGUUAAGAAGAGUGACGGCUCAGACUUCCUGGCCACAUCGCUCCACGCCAUCCGCAGAGGCCUGGACCGUAUCCUGAAGAAUGCAGGUGUGGGCUUUUCCAUCACCAGCAGCACCUUCAGCUCUUCCACCAAGAAACUUAAGGAGAAGCUGUGGGUGCUGAGUAAGGCAGGGAUGUCAGGGGCCCGUUCUCGCAAUAUCGUCUACUUCUCCCUUUCAGACGAGGAGGAGAUGUGGCAGGCAGGGUGUCUGGGGGAUGACAGUCCUAUCACUCUGCUGUCCACUGUGGUUAAGUACAACAGCCAGUACCUGAAUAUGCGGACGCUGCAGGAGCAUGCAGAUUUGAUGUAUGGUGACAUCGAGCUGCUCAAAGACCCACAAAACCAGCCCUAUUUUGCCCGGACAGACAAUGUCAAGAGGGAGAGUCGGAGUGGCUCCACCAGAGUGUGUCAUGGGAAGAUCUACCACGAGCACUCCAGGGGACACAAACAGUGCCCGUACUGCCUCCUCUACAAGUACAUGUACAUCCACCGGCCACCCACCCAAAUGGAGGCCAAGUCCCCUUUCUACCUUACAGCCAGGAAGGAGGCCACGGACAUGGGCAGCGUGUGGUAUGAGGAGCAGAGGAUGGGACUGCGGUCCCUUCGGGGGAUUGUCCCCAACUUAGCCAAGAAGGUCAAGCUGGACAACUGUGAGAACUUCACCUUCGUCUCAUUUACUCAGGUGUCCAGGAGGCUUGGCUCCCACAGCUGCUGCCAGUGAGUCUUCCCUGGGUCCCGGCCGCUGCCCUGCUCACCCUCACAGGAGGAGCUCCCUCCACAGCCAAGGCCCAAGCUCAGAGGUGGCGGGGAUGACCGUGACUUCAUGGUCAGGCUGGCCCCUGUCAGUGUGACCUGCUAUUCCUUUGACUUUGGGUUUGUUUUUUAACUGAAAGUAGAGGAGUCUGAAUAUUUAGGAUGUUCUAUCCAAAUUUGUGUCACCUUUGCUAAAUUAUAGAAUCUAAUACAAUGUAUACAUUGCUACAUACACAAGAGUGAAGUUCAUUUUAUCUAGUGCCUUUUUAGCACAGAUUUUCUCAAAAAAAAAAAGGAAAAAAAAAACUGUUUAAAGUAGUCAUUAAAAAAAAAAAUCCCAGUAGCCUAGUAGCUUUAGAAUGUUAUGAAGACUAUAAACGCUUUGUGGAAUUACACUUACAGUAAGAAACUAGGAUGAGAGAGGCAGACAUGUUAAUUGUUUCCAGGAGAAAAAUUGCACUUGGCACUCCUCUUUCUGUUUUGUUGAUGGAUAACUUGGUCCUGCAAAUCAGGCAGCCUUGCCUGAUGGAAGGUCCUGGAGCUACACUCAGUCAUGCUGGUAGGAAGGCGGGGGCUGCUCCUACGGCUCUCAGCACUGGGAGGAACUUAAUCUCUGCAUCAGUGGAGACAGUUUUAUGAAAGAAGAUUAAUGCACCAAACGGUGUUUGUGAGAAAAGGUUUCCAGUGAACUGGAUGGCUUGUACCAUGGGGGAAUUUCCAGUAGUGAAAGAAAGCGGCUUGGAAAAGCAGCCUGUGAUCAAAAUGUAAAAACCUCCCGAAGCAGAAGUGCCUACGUUUUCUUUCUCAGUGUCACGUGAAAGCUGUUUUCAUUUGAACAUUUUUUAGAAUUUUUUAAAUCUGUUCUUUGUGUCAUACAGUUAUUCCAUCAGUAUAUAACACUGGAUCUGUAAAACAACUGAAGGUAAUUUUCAGGCUUCACCAGGAAAAUUCAACAAAACAAGCUGCAAAGCAAACAUCUCAAAAUGUAUUUAUUAAAGAGUUUUGAAAUGUUUAUGUCAAAGUACGACUUUUUCAGCCACAAGAGAUAUCAUCACUUUAGGUUGGCACCAAUGCUUGGGACACAGUGAUGUGGGCAACCUACCAGGUAAGCAAACCCAGCAUUAAGGACAUGGUUGUAAAAACUCAGAGUAUGGUGAUAGGUUCUUAAUGCAGUUUAGAAAUCAUUUCACGCAGGUGAGAGUCAGCCUGACCCCAUGUUAUUGACACAUUAACAGAAUCUUCUAUUAACUACUCUCAAUGAUAAGUGAAAAAAGGAGCCCAAAGAAUGCUAAUUAAUAAUAAUAAUUUCUAGGGAUCUUUAUUUUGUAUUUGAGGAAAGACUGUUACAACUUUGUACCAUUUUGUUCCUGUGUAUGCCUUCUAAUCCACAAUUAAAAUCCCAAUAGACAUUCA
Messenger RNA from Camelus dromedarius (Arabian camel), 3936 nucleotides. RefSeq names its product KIAA1958 ortholog. The transcript is spliced from 5 exons. The coding region runs from base 263 to 2491 and encodes 742 amino acids. Lineage: Eukaryota; Metazoa; Chordata; Mammalia; Artiodactyla; Camelidae. The record is from RefSeq and is a predicted model, not a curated record.